AUGUCUCGAGCAGUCGUAUUCGGCCUGACACUGGCCCUCCUGGUGGCCCUCUGCUUGGCGCAGACGGCAGACCAGGGCCUGCUCGGUGGCUUCGGCCUCGGCUACUCUGGCUACGGACGCUACGGACGGCUGGGCGGACUUGGACCGGACGGCCGCUUCAGAGGGUACGCUGGAGGAUUCGCCGGCCCGCUGGGCGGGUACUCCAGCUCGGGCCGUAGCUACAACAACUACUGGAACGGCUACGACGGUCGCUACGGCGGUACGGCCACCGAUCCAGAGAGCUACGGCAGCUACGGCGGCAACGGCUUCGGCGUCUACUACUAG
Molecule: messenger RNA, 324 nt
Organism: Pollicipes pollicipes
Lineage: Eukaryota; Metazoa; Arthropoda; Thecostraca; Pollicipedomorpha; Pollicipedidae
Product: neuropeptide-like protein 31
Exons: 2
Coding region: 1-324 (107 amino acids)
Source: RefSeq, a predicted model, not a curated record